GAUUUCGAGACCUGCCUUCGGACGUUGUGCGAGGUCAAGGAGCUUUGCUUGACAGCAAAUCCGCCUAUUCGUUUUGAUUCUGGUGCGCAACGUACCGCGGCAAACAUGAAGGCGGAUCAGAUUGAAACGUCUGAGGCGGUGAAGCGGAGUAUAGAUAAUGCGAUAGAGGUUAGUAGGCGAGAAGGCUCCGAGAGUGUUAGGACAGCAGCAGAAGCGGAAAAGCAGAGGGCUGAAGCAGCCGUCGUGGGAAAAAAAAGUGGAAAGGAAGGCCGCGAAGAACGAUGCUCAAGAGACUACAGCCGCGAAGAAGGGUGCUGAGACGCUUUCUGGCAUUGGCGGUGGUUCAAGGUACUCGAGUCUAUGCACGGCAUCUUACAUGAAGCUUAUUCCUAUUCAUUUCAUUUUUUGUGCAAGCAGUUCCGCAGCUGACCGUGUCAACUUAGAUGUUGGUCUGCCUGCUCAAGUACCUGGUGGUAUUCCAGGAAGAUACAAUGCGUCCAGCGGCACUCCAAUCAUUGACACGCCAUCGUCCAAAAGCUUUCUCCUUUCUCCGCGCCAUCACAGCGCCACAUGUGUUUCACCUCCGCGUAUCACAGACUCAACUAGCCCCAUUCAGUCACGGAAGCAACCACCGUCAUUCCUGCAGUCACGACCACCACGACAACUCUCGCCAAAUUUGUCAAAUCCAGAACAUCACAGGCGCGUUGGCCAACAACGGAAACCCGACGAAGUUAUUUCGAAAGUUCGCAAAUCGGAUGCAGAUAAAGUGGACUCCGAAGAGGAGUUUGAUCUACAUAAGGAAUAUAUAGACAUCCCAAACUAUGUCAGGUUCACAAGUCGUGGACCACAAGAUGACCAUCUGAAACGAAUCCCGACACAACAACCACCAAAACAACUAUCAUCCAUACCACUACCAUCCACACCAGCGAAACAUCCACGCAAGAGCAGUCGACCACCUCGUUACGUCGAUCCUGCACGCUACUCUGCUGCACAGUACACCCCCGUGCAGUACUCUCCUGCACAGCAUCCUCCUGCACAGCAUCCUCCUGCACAGUACCCUCCUGCACAGUACCCUCCUACACAGUCGGGUCGAAAGUAAAGUGUGGUUUGGGUUUCAGGUGUUCAUCCUCAUUGCUUUCAAUUUCGUGGCGCAAGUAGUAGAUACACAUUCAUUCUAGUCCCAUGUAGUUUUAUCUAAUUCCCGCUACCUUAGUAGUGGGUUCUUAGAGCGCCAGAUUUUCCGGGUUUCACGCCAAAAAUUAAGGUUCUGCACGCUGUGCUGUGGCCGUGAUUGCAAUCGGUCUUGAUUUUCCUUGCAAAUGCUGUUCUUCGCUCUGUAAUUUCAAACACCCCCAUUCCAU
Molecule: messenger RNA, 1361 nt
Organism: Suillus paluster
Lineage: Eukaryota; Fungi; Basidiomycota; Agaricomycetes; Boletales; Suillaceae
Exons: 4
Coding region: 377-1099 (240 amino acids)
Source: RefSeq, a predicted model, not a curated record